Oryzias melastigma (Indian medaka) is the source of this 2279-nucleotide messenger RNA. It is a transcript of the gene mtfr1l, whose product is annotated as mitochondrial fission regulator 1-like. The transcript is spliced from 7 exons. Gene Ontology annotation, cellular component: mitochondrion. Gene Ontology annotation, biological process: aerobic respiration; mitochondrial fission. Lineage: Eukaryota; Metazoa; Chordata; Actinopteri; Beloniformes; Adrianichthyidae. The record is from RefSeq and is a predicted model, not a curated record. Bases 256 to 1194 code for a protein of 312 amino acids.
ACGUUCUCCCAGCAGCCAAUCAGAUCCGAGGACAGGGAGGCACAGGCUACCGGCCUAAUGAACUACAGUGAAAGACAAGGAACAGAAGUGAAAAAUCCCUGAACCGUGAACGGCUUCGACCUUUCCGGUAUCAUUCUAAUGAACAAGUUCAACCACUUACAUGACAUCUGUUAACUGAGCUGCUACAUCUCCAGACACCGCGAGCACCCAGCACUGCUGUGCAGCUUUAACGGAUGACACUGAGCAACCAUCAGCAUGGAAACACAAGCAGAAGUUAUUCCCAUCUGGCAGAAUAAGCCUCAUGGAUCGACUCGCAGUGUUGUGAGAAGAAUAGGCUCCACUCUUCCACUCAAACCUCCACAGAGAGCAUGCUUCCAGGAGUUGCCUGGUUUGCCUUCUCUUCGUCCCGCUGAUGGACCUAUGGUUCCUACUCUAGCAGAUAUCGCUUGGAUCGUUGCAGACGAAGAGGAGACGUAUGCUAGAGUGAGGAGUGACACACGCCCUCUGAAACACGAAUGGAGGCCCACGCCGCUCCUGGUGCUCCACAGGAACUCGUCUGUGCCUAACUUCCGUCGGGAAGGUAAAAGGAUGGAGGGGCUCAGGAAGCCCGGCGUGACGGCUCUCAACCGCACUACAGCCUUGCAGGAUGAGCUCAGCAAACUCCGAGCUCAGAUCGCCAAGAUUGUUGCAAACGAUACAGGCUCCAACCCCCUGACCCCCGAUCUGCUCUCGCCUGACGAUACGAGCAUGAGCUUCUCCAUGGCGCCCUUCGAGACUGCGCCCUACCAGCCGGCGGCCAUCGCUCCCGCCUCCUUCGUCAUCAGCGACGUGACGGAGGAAGACGAGGACGAGGAAGAGGAGAACGACAAAGAUGUGGUCUCCGUGGUGUCGGAGCUGGUCCCUGACCCCCUGCCGCCAGUUUCCAUGACGGCAUCGGCGACUUUCGAUCUAGAUCGGCCAAGUAUGGACUUCCAGGAGGCGGAGGAGGACACGGUGUCGCUGUCCAAGUCCACCAGCUUCGCUGACGUCAUGGACAUCCUGAAGGACAUGAACCGCAUGAAAAUGAGCAAAGACAGGUAUAACAGAGGCUGCACAUCUCUUCGAGAAGAAGAUUCUGCCUCGUUGAUUUCUGAAGCUCUGAGGAAAAAAUUUGUCCUAAAGGAAGAAGACACAGCUGCUGUGAAGAGAAAGUAGAAAAUGAAACCCAAAUCCUGCUGCUUCAUGUAAGUCGAGAAAGCUGCUGGGCUCUAAAUUCUUUUUUUGGGGGGGAAAAAUAUUUCUUAAAGCAAACAUGUUUGCUUGCUGGUUUUUGCCCCCUUUUACUAUCAAUUUUAGGCUUUUUCUUUUUGAGUUACACUUCUUUCCUUUCAGAACUGAAACAAAAUCCUCCACCAGAGUCUGACUACAGACUUAUUUCUAUCAGAAUCAACAGUCGAUUGAAGUCGUUUAUUCUCCAUUUCUAUAAUUACACCUGUGGGAUUUUUUUUCUAAGAGGGCUUUGAGUGGAAAUAUGUUCCUCUCCUAUCUUAUAUUCUUGUUUUCUAUAUAGUUUUUGAAUAAAGAAGUGUGACAUACUUGAACUCAUUUCCUAAACGGCUGAAAAGCUGUCGUGUGCGCACAGAAAUGUAGUUUAUCAUGGUGUGUAUGAACGAAAUUUACUGCAGCUUAUAUGGCUCUUUUUGUGUGUGUGUUUAACUAUAGAUAGACAAACAUUAAAUAAACCCAUUUUAAAACUAAACAUACCCAAAGUUCAGGACUUUAGGUUAAAAAUUGUCUUUUUUUAAUUUAAAUAAAGCAGUUUAAGAGGCAUUUAGUUAUAUUAAGUCUAAAAAAAUGUGCAGAACUUGACCAACUUUUAAAAAUUUCAAAUUAAUGGUUAGCUUUUACAAAAUUAUAUGCUAUAAAAUGUCCAAAAUCUUUGUGUUAUAAAUUCCUCCCAAAGAUUUUCUCUUGGGAAAUUCUUCUUCGCUUCAGAUUUUCUAGGUUUGUCAUCCUGAACGAUCUGUUAUUUAGUCCUUGAACACCUUAAAGUUUAUCUCGUUAAAAAAAAAAAAUGUCCAAAAUCUGUCGGGCAUGCUGGCUGGAUCUGUGGGUUUAGAUGCUGAAACAUCUUAUACUUCCCAAAGAAGAGGAGCUGCUGUGUUAGUUUUUGAAUUUCUACUAUACUUGAGUGCAUGUAAUCAUUGUAACAUUUAGCCCUCACAACCAUGUGUAUGUUUUUUUUCUUUUUUGUGUCAUGCAACAAUUUGUAAAUAAAGAGUGUGCUGAUGUUUUUCCAA